GAAUAAUUUUCCCUACGCAGUUGACCAGGAAUCCACCUCCGUCUCACUCGCACAGAAACAACCACGACAAAUGCACACCAAAUAAACUCACAUUUUCGAUGCAAUUCAUUUCACUCUCAUUUCAUCAACUACUACUUCCCCGUCACAUUAACCGGAUCACCUUAUCUUCACUCUCUAUAAAUAUCACCUCCUUUGCUCCAAAAGUUUUUGCUAAUUUGUUGCUGUAGGCCGGUAGGUGGGAAAUUGAAAGGAGCUUGGAGAGAGAGAAAGGGUGGGUUCGGCACUUCGUUUGCUGAACAUUCUGGGGCGAGGCCUUGUGUUGUGGAAUUUCCAUUAAGAGAUUGAAGUUUAAGGAAGCAAUGGAGGUAUAUGGCAAAUCUACAGUAGCCGUUCCUACAAAUGUUAUAUAUAUGUCAAGUAUUCUAGGCCAGGAUGGGCCUAACCCUGUCCACAAGUGCGAUUGGAAAUGUGCAAACGAGCACGUAUGUGGUAACAUGUACCGCUGCAGGCUAACAGGACUGACUCACAUUUGUGACAAAAACUGUAACCAGAGAAUUCUAUACGACAACCAUAGCUCCCUUUGCAGAGUGAGCAAGCAGAUUUUCCCUCUAACACUGGAUGAGGAACAUGCAGUGAGAGGUGUCCGGAGGAAGAUUGAUGCCGAGAGUUCCCCAUCUGAUUGUUGUGCCUUUAAGCGCAGGCGCGAUGCACAAUUUCAUACCUCUCCUUUUGAGAGAACCUUCUCUGCUGUUGGUCCAAUCUGCAGUCCAAUUGGAGAUGGCAUGGAUAUGAGCUAGACAGAAUAAAUAACCAUCUAUCUCUAUCUUCUAUUUUACAUUUUGAUGUUUUGCCUUUCAUUCGGCAAGUACGGAUAACAGAACUUGUUUUGGAUACUUUUACGGAGGACAUGAUUUGUCCUGUCUAUCUGUAGGAAGAACUUUUAUUUCUGAACUUGUUCAACGGAAUGUAGCUCUUUUACUAGUUGGAGAAUUUGUAGGAGAUUGAACAGGGUUAUCUCUCUACUAAGUGGCAAUUCUUGCGUGGGUCACUGUAAAGCUGGAGUGAUAUUACGCAGGGCAUAUAUCUACUUUUUUACUGCUUCAGAAUCUAACCUAUGACAAGUACAGGGUACUUUAGCAAGACCUGAUUCAGUAAUUCUCAUUUGAGAAUUUUACUUUCACUUGGGCACCUUGGCUGAGCAGUUUUUUACUGCAUAUCAUUUUCCUAGAAGUUAGUGAUAUGUUGCCUAUGUCUGCAAAUAUGGGUUUACCCUUCUUGUGGUUCAUUGGAUAGUUGAACUUCGUCAUGUUCACCACCUGAAGCACUUGUGCUGUUUGGGUCUUGUUUAUUGUGAUAAGCACCUGAAUUGUUGUGCUUUAAAGCUGUUUGUUUAAUUUUUCCGUCUACAAUGAUAUCUGUUAUCUUGUCUUCGGGAGCAUUAUCAUUACUAGGAUUGAUGUUACUCACUUCGCUCAUGCUGUACAGGUUUCCCAGAACAAAUGUAGGAUAUUUCCCGUUUGUGUCUUCUAUAAAAUUUAUCUCAAUUUCUGAUUGAUUCCUUUUCCAACUGUGUUUCAGGUCGAAGAGGAAUGACCCAGUUUCUUUCCCAUUUUAUUCUUAAUGAUCUUUUCAUUUUUACCAUACUGAUUUUAAUCUAUGGGUUCCUGAAGCUAAUUUUAUUUUUGCAGGUUGAAGCAUGUAUCACUCAGGAGAGUUGAAACUUGCUUAUUGUUAUCACUAUUGAAUCAUUUUGUUUUAGAAUUUUUGUACUAAUGUGAGUAUUCCUAAUGUGGUUCAUCUAUUAUUCAUGCAGGGAUGGAAAUUCUCCAUCUGCUUGCAGCUUGCAGUUGGGGAGCAAUGGUGCCCUCUAAGAGGGCACUGAGGGAUUUUGAAAAUCCAAUUGUGCAUAUUAAGUUUGGGCCAGUUUUAUCCGUCUCAUUUGUGGCCAUGCAAAGGAGAUUCAUCAUUCAAGACGCCAAAUAACCACAACAGACAUGGAUUAUGAAGAACAAAGAAUAAUUUUCACUGCUUAUUUGCAAUCAUCUCAUUGGCAGUGAGAAAACCCGAGGAUUGUCUUCUGCCUCUAAGGCUGAGGAUUUUGCGUUUGAUGGAAACCCACAACUGAUGAAAGCAUUCGGUGGCCGUAGCAUAAGAUAACCGCAUCGGACAUGGAUUAUGGAGAAAAAAGAAAAAUUUUCCCUGCUUAUUUGCAAUCAUCUCACUGGCAUUGAGAAAAUUCUAGGAUUGUCUUCUGCCUCGAAGGCCUGAUGAUUUUGUGUUGAUGAAAAGCCACAGCUGAUGAAAACAUUCAGUGGCCAUAGCUUUUGUUGGACCACUAGAUUUUGGAACAGCUUUUGGUGGCUUUCUGAAGGUCGCAACUGAUGUAAUACCUCUGAAACAAGGAUUCCGUUUCUAUCUCUUCUUUUGGCUUCUGGGCUCAUUGGUUGCGUGUGAACUUGCUUGAGCUGCUUCAUUGGUUCAUUCACAUUGCUAGCCGAUCUGCUCUUUCAUCUCACGAUUAUGGUGGCCACUUACUGUGGUGGUGUUCCAGUUCCUUUUACGUUGAAGUUUCCUUGCUUCACUUCUAUAUACUUUGUACAAUUUGCUAGAAUUUUUAGCCUGAGCUUUUGGGCCAACUGAGCGUGGCUUUUUCAUCAAGAGGUGACUUGCUUAUAGCUGUCUAGCUUUAAUCUAGAAGGUUAUGAUUUAGAUGUUGCCCGGAUUGUGAAACAAGUACUUGCUUGAACAGGUGACACUUUGCACUGUUUUAGUGGUUGGUUAAAAAAAAAACAGAUGGCUGAAAUGCUGUAUUCUUAAUGGUUUCAUGUACGUAAUAUACAGAGUUUUAUUCCUA
Molecule: messenger RNA, 2854 nt
Organism: Rhododendron vialii
Lineage: Eukaryota; Viridiplantae; Streptophyta; Magnoliopsida; Ericales; Ericaceae
Exons: 2
Coding region: 360-797 (145 amino acids)
Source: RefSeq, a predicted model, not a curated record